UUCGUAAACCAGAAAAAGUGUGUUGGGUUGAAGCAGCUGGGACUGUUCGUGAUGGUGUCCGAGCAUACACAGCUUUACACUACCUUUCCCAAGUCUCUCCUGGAAAAACUGUCCUCGUAAUGGAUGGAGCGAGUCCAUUUGGUACAAUAGCUAUUCAGUUAGCACAACAUAGAGGAGCUAAAGUAAUCUCCACUGCAUACAGUCUUGAAGAUAAGCAGUACCUGGAGAGGCUUAGACCUCCUGUAGAAGGUAUACGACAGCCUUUAGUGGCUCGAGUGAUAGAUGUGUCCAAUGGAAAUAUAGAUGUGGCAGAAAGCUGCUUGGAAGAAACGGGUGGCCUGGGUGUGGAUAUUGUUCUAGAUGCUGGAGUGAAAUUAUAUAGUGCUGAAGAUGAAUCAGCUUCAAAAUCGCGGUUGCUGCCUCAUAAACAUGACAUCAUUACCCUUCUUGGUGUUGGGGGACACUGGAUAACAACAGAAAAAUAUCUUCAGCUGGAUCCUCCAGAUAGCCAUUCCUUGUUCCUUAGAGGAGCCACAGUCUCCUUUCUGAAUGAUGAGAUAUGGAACUUGUCCAAUAUACAGCAAGGGAAGUACCUCUCCAUCUUAGAAGAUAUAAUGGAGAAAUUAUCAAGUAACAUUUUCAGGCCUCAGCUGGAUGAACCAAUCCCAUUGUACGAAGCCAAAGUUUCUAUGGAAAUAGUUCAGAAGAAUGAAGCAAGAAAAAGACAAGUCAUCCAGUUCUGACACACGAUUUCCUGAUUUCUGAGCCUGGCAAGAUAAAGAAACGUAAUGUAUUUGAGAAGUAAAUUAGCGUACACAUUCAAAUAAUUCUGGACCAGAAUUUAAAGGUCUUUUGUACCUCAGCACAAACGGUCUGUGAAGCUCCUGUGACUUCAGGGGUUUUUUUCUGGACCCACUUGAGCAGAAUGUUCACAUCAGUGACAUCUGAAAAGUCAGUCUUGGCAUACAAAUCUUGUCUGCCCUGCCUCAAUUACAAAUGUCAGUAACAUUUACAGGCAAACUCAUUUGCUGUUGGUUUUGAACCAAAAGAAGUUAAAGG
Molecule: messenger RNA, 1059 nt
Organism: Apaloderma vittatum (bar-tailed trogon)
Lineage: Eukaryota; Metazoa; Chordata; Aves; Trogoniformes; Trogonidae
Gene: CRYZL1
Product: crystallin, zeta (quinone reductase)-like 1
Exons: 8
Source: RefSeq, a predicted model, not a curated record